Argiope bruennichi is the source of this 1281-nucleotide messenger RNA. RefSeq lists its product as uncharacterized. The record is from RefSeq and is a predicted model, not a curated record. The transcript has a single exon. NCBI's taxonomy places the organism in Eukaryota, Metazoa, Arthropoda, Arachnida, Araneae, Araneidae. The coding region runs from base 1 to 1281 and encodes 426 amino acids.
AUGGAAGGAGAAAUUGAGUUAUGCGAAGAUUACAAAGACAAAGCAAUCGAACUAACAUCUAAACUAGAAAGACAAAUUGAAAAUUUGAGGGAUAUUCCACAAGUAAGGACAAACAGUCCAGUUACAAAUAAUGCGGAAAAUGUUAUCCCCUUAAGAAAUCAAAGUGUUAAUUUACCGAAAUUAAAUAUACAAACUUUUGAGGGCGAUUGCAGUCAAUUUAUAGAUUUUUGGAAUUCCUUUGAAGUCGCAAUUCAUAAAAAUGAUUCAUUAACAAAAAUUGAGAAAUUUACUUAUCUAAAAACGUAUCUUCGUGGAAUUGCCUUAAAUGCUGUAUCGGGAUUUUCAUUAACUGAGCAAAAUUAUGAUGCGUCGAUACAGUUAUUAAAAGAAAGAUUUGGCCGAACAGAUAUAAUCAUAUCUUCUCACAUGCAUAAACUUUUAUUGAUUGAUCCAGUAAAAACUUGCUCAAAUGUAACAGGCUUAAGAAAAAUGUAUGAUGCAAUAGAAACCCAAAUUAGAUCGUUGCAAUCAUUAAAUGUAGCUACAGGUACCUAUAGUAACCUAUUGUGCCCUGUAAUAUUACAAAAGCUACCCGAAGAAUUAAAUUUAAACUAUAAUCGUCACCGUAGGGCAGGUGAAUUAUUUGAUAUCACUAAUUUAGUAGAAUUCUUAAGAAUAGAAGUAGAGUGCAAGGAAGCUUCUUUAUUAUUAGCAAACCCUAAAGUUUCUAAUGUAAAGGAGUAUUCAUUUAGAAGCAAACCUGAUCAAGGUUACAAAAAUAGAUAUUCUUCGCAUACGAAUGCCUUAACGACACACGCUAAUUCAUUUCACCAUAAAUCUGAAUCGAAUCGUAAAUUUAAUCCAAAAAGAAACUAUUAUCCUUCUUCCGAUGACAGAAUGAGUAAUCAAAAAUGUAUCUUUUGCACUGAAAAACACAUGAGCCAUGAUUGCUCAGUAAAUAUUAAUGAAAAGAAAAAAUCGUUAAUGGCUAAGGGAAAAUGCUUUGUAUGUUUUCAGAAUCACAUAAGAAAAUACUGCAAUAGUAACUAUCAAUGUAAGCUCUGUGGUUCUUUUUCGCAUAAUUCCUUAAUUUGCGAAGGACAGCAACCCGAUACCGUAACUAAGAAUAUUUCCCCUCCAGUCGAAGAAGGGAUUUCUAUCCCCAAAGAAAAUAAUACCGCUUCUACCAUGGUAUCUUUCAGCACCGAACAAAAUAAAAGAAAAAAUAGGGUCCCUGGAUCGGUUUUAUUACAAACAUUUUCAGCUGUGGUGACCGGAUGA